UCGAUAAUUACGCUUGCCAGCCCAACACGUAGGACAAAUGUGGUGCUGCAGUCCGGAAUCUGACCGGGACCUGAAGAUUCAAAAUCAGCAAAUUCAGCGGCUCCAAUACAACGGCAGUGCACGGCAGUAUUCCGGUGCACCAUAAUAAUAGCUGAUUUUUUGACCUCGCGCUCUACACAGGUGUUGUGAAGAGGGACAUCGAUUGCCGAAGUCCUCAGCACAAAGGAAACAACCAAAUCGUAGCUUAAGGCAGAGGCCGUCCUUUACUGUUGUGUCGUGUGUAACGUGUUGAAAUGGGUUUGCUGGACGAAAGUGGCAUUCUAUACGUUAUAGCGGAUGUGCUUUCGAUCGUUACCAUCGCAUCAUGUCUGGUGUCGAAGGUACCGCAAAUACAAACCGUCCGGCAGCUGCAGUCUGCCAAAGGGCUGAGCGUGAACGGACUGCUAAUGGAACUGUGCAGCUACACCGUCACGAUGCUGUACAACUACACCAAUGGGUAUGCGUUCCUGUCCUACCUGGAAUAUCCCAUUCUGCUCGUCCAGGAGUACGUGCUCGUGUACUACGUGCUGCGGUAUGAGUCGUUGCUUGGCAACCGUGCAUACCAAUGGGCGGCGAUCUAUGUGGCAGUAUUUAUUGGUUUUGCCACCACAAUUAUACCUUCAUCCCUGCUAAUGAUGCUUGUGCCAUUUACCACCCCCGUGGGUGCAACAAGCAAGGUAAUGCAGUUGAUCGCCAUCUUGCGUUCGAAGGAUUCACAGUCGGUUAGCUUGAUCACGUGGGGCAUUUCGGCGUUUACCAACUCAACUCGCAUCUACACGAUCAUGCUGGACUCUGGUGACAAAAUGUUGUUGGCCAACUUCGGCAUCUCUACCGUGCUGAGCAGCUCUGUAUUGCUGGCCGCGUGGUACUACAAAAAACCAAAGAAGGAUUAACGCCUCUACAGCACCAAAGAACACAACAACAAUCUAUUCGCGCACGAAUUGCCUUUGCGGCGCAUAUUUUGAUUAGUUUUAUUUCACAGCAGCAGCCAAACCUACACCACGCAUGGAAUACAUCUGAGUGGAGAGAUUCACUCCUUGCUUUUCCUUGCUUGUAGUAGCUUAUGUAAUUCAACUUCUCUUAGAUAAUGCGAAGUUUCUUGACAAUUAUUAACGAACUUAUAAAUAAUUUUAAUGUAAAAUAACGAGAUCUGUUAUCUGACUUCGAAACCUACGAUCAAUAAAGCAAAUGCUAAUCGAUGCUCUCAAAUGAAAGGUUGUCAACCCUUUUAG
Messenger RNA from Anopheles moucheti, 1271 nucleotides. RefSeq names its product solute carrier family 66 member 3. The transcript has 4 exons. The coding region runs from base 294 to 932 and encodes 212 amino acids. NCBI's taxonomy places the organism in Eukaryota, Metazoa, Arthropoda, Insecta, Diptera, Culicidae. The record is from RefSeq and is a predicted model, not a curated record.